AUGUUACAAGAUAAUAAGAUAAAUAAUAUGAAUAUUAUAAAGAAGCAUUACUUGAAUGAUGAAUGUUUUGCAAAUGAAGAAUUGUCAUGGGUGAAGGAAACACCAAGGGAAGUGAGAAUGAAAUACAAAACAAAAAAAGAUCGUUCGCAAACUAUCUCAAUACUGGCGAGAGAUUGGAACAGGAACAGAGGAAAAUAUGCAUUCCUUAAGACCGUGAUCAUGUCAGAAAGACCACCAGAAAUAAAUCAUACCGUGAACAUAACCAUGAACAGAUUAGAAUAUUUUUACAUGUGUGUAUCUAUUCCUUUAAAUGUCAGCGAUAAUCAAGAUAGUAUCAAAGGAAAAGUGAUAUCGCUUGAUCCAGGUGUACAUACCUUUAUGACUGGUUAUGAUCCUAAUGGUUGA
Molecule: messenger RNA, 405 nt
Organism: Racocetra persica
Lineage: Eukaryota; Fungi; Glomeromycota; Glomeromycetes; Diversisporales; Gigasporaceae
Source: the annotation of a GenBank genome assembly